UAUAAAGUAGCUGAAGGGGGUGCCAAAUUAUUUCUGCUGCUCUAACGCUAUAAAAUCCCUGUACUCUCUGAAAAGGCGCCUGGCCCGGAUUUGAAAGCGAAGCACCCUGCCACAACUCCAUUGAAGCUCAAAUAAAUAUGAAUUUCGCAUAGUACGAGUUAAAAAAUGCAGUGGUGGAAGAUCGGAAGAGCGCGCUAUAAGCCAAUUAAAGAAUUCGUCACCAGAAAUCGAAAUUUUUCAGGGGGAACCAAAAAUGAAGCGGCGACCAGCACUGUGGUCGUUCACAAAACUCCUGCCAUUUUGGCGCAACCGCCUCCAAAUCCGCCAAGCAAGGCAAUGCUUUAUUUCUCCGCCGGGCUGCUCUCCACGGCAGCCGUGGGAGGAGCAUUUGUAUUGACGGACGAGGAGGCGGAGGCGAAGGUGAGGACGAAAAUGGAGGAAGGUUUUCACAGGCUGGAGGAAGCGAAGGAGAAGGUUUCGGAGAGAGCAGCGUCUUUGUAUAGGCGGUGCGUGGAGACGGGAGUGGCGGCGGCGGUGCUGCUGAAGUCGCUGCGGUCGAUGCUGUCGUCAGCUAACGAGGAGGCCAAGUUAGGGCUGAAGAUGAGAGUGGCGGCGCUGCUGGCGGACCUGGCGGGGGCAAAUGAGAGUAGGAGGAGGGCAAUUGUGGCUGCUGGUGGAGGGGCGGUGGUCGAUUGGUUGUUUGAUACGCUUUCUUCUCCUUCCACGCCACCGCUCACGCAAGCUGAGGCGGCCAGGGCGCUUUCCUUUUUGAUUUCGGAUUCCGUUACAUGCGAAGCGGUUCUUGCCAGACCGCUUGCCAUUUCUCAUCUUUUUCGCUUUAUCUACUCCAUACAUCCUCACUCUGCCAAAAAUCCAAAAAGGACAAAUCUCUUACAUGUCAAUGGGGAAGUUUUACAAGGCAAAAGCAUGCUUGUUGCUGCCAUCAUGGAUAUUGUUACAACCAGCUGUGAUAAUCCCAGCAAGAAAGUAUUCAGGCCCAGGCUUCCUGAAUGUGCAGACUUGAGAGACAUUGCUGCAGCUCUUCAGGUCAUUGAGGAGGGUGGACUAGAGUUAGAUGAGCCACAUGAUGGUGAUGAUGAUGAUAAUGAUGACAGGAAGGGGAUGCGGGGUAUUGGUAUUAAGGUUCUUGGGGGCACAGCUGUCAUUGGGUUAUUGAGAUUCCAUGAUUUCUCUAGGCUAGAGUUUCCAUUUUUAAGGCAUUGGAAUAACUAUAUAUUACCUCAUUCAUAUUUCACUCAUUGUUCUUUCUCUAGUAACCACCUGUCAGACCAUGACAUUAUUAAAAAUUUAUCUGCAAAAGGUGGCAGUUCCUAUGUUUCAAUUCCAUCAGGCUCUACCAACACUGUUGCCUCAAAUGAAAAGUUUGAUUAUCCUGGUCUUUGGGAUGAUUUGCAAAGUAGGCAUGUUGCAGUGCCAUUGGCUGCAUGGGCACUUGCUAGUUGGGCCUCGGUAUCUGGUUCUAAUCGAUCUAAGAUUGCAGAGCUAGACAGAGAUGGUCAUGCUGUUAUGACUUCAUUAGCAGCACCUGAGCGAACUGUGAAGUGGCAUGGAGCAUUGAUUGCACGACUACUUAUGGAGGAUAAAAGUGUGCCUGUAGUUGACUUUGGAGCUGAAUGGAGUUCAUCUCUUCUUGCUAUGGCUGUUCAAGCUUGUAAAGCUCAAGAUAUCCCUCUUGUACGUGUGGCACUUUCUUCAUUUUUCGUGACUAUAGAAAGAAGCACUAAUGCACAAAAGGUAGUAAUGGACAAAGGCCUUAAGUUGAUCAGGGAAAUCUCCAAACAGACACAGACAGAUCAGGAGAUUCAAGAAGUUCUAGCAAAAGCAAUAGAAUUGCUAUGGACCACAGGAUCCCCUCUUUCUCUUGAAGAAAGCAAACAAUGGUCUGGAAUUCUCUUACGUUGGGUUUCUGGAAGACACUCUGUUGAAGGCACAAGGUCCUCAGCUGCAACUGUUCUUACACAAAUUCUUGAAGAGCAUGGGCCGAAUGCCAUUAUCAUUUCUCAAGCAUGGCUGACUUUAUUACUAUCUGAACUCAUUGGUCUUUGCAAAAUCACACCUGCAAAGAGGACUACUACUUCAUCAAAUUCUACAGAAGUCAAGGCAAGUAGCAAUGUGCAGAGUCAGAUUAUUCAAUCAGCUGUACAAUCUGCUACACAGUUAGUAGGCAUAAUUGCAUACACAGCUGAGAAAAAUGGGGUUGCAAGUCCCGACAGUACUGAAAGCCAACCCACAGAUGACCUACUCAUGUUAACUACAUUUUCUGAAUAUAUCACCCCCAAAAAGAAGGAUAGGCCGAUUAAUAUUGAUGCAGCUGAUUCUGCAUUAGCAACCCUCAAAGGCAUCAAGGCAUUGACAGAAUUAUGUUCAGAGAACCACACUUACCAGAAAAGAAUAAUUGAAUCUGGUGGACUUUGUUUACUGCGACGUUUUAUGCUCAGUGAUGAUUAUGAGCAACUAGCUGCAACUGAAGUAUAUGAUGCAUCUAGGUUGCUUGAGGGACAAGAUCAAGUUUCCACUCCUGUAGAUAAAAGUGCUAUUUCAAAAGAAAACAACUCAUCUACUGUGAGAGUGCCACCUACUGCACACAUUAGAAAGCAUGCUGCUAGGCUCCUAACCAUUCUUUCACUUCAAUCUGAAGCUUCAAAAUUAAUUGCAAAAGAUGAAGCUUGGUGCAAAUGGCUUGAAGACUGUGCAAAUGGGAAAAUCUCUGGGUGUAAUGAUCCAAAAAUUCGCAGUUAUGCUCGAUCAACUCUAUUAAAUAUAUCAAAUACAAAUUACAAUGGGAAUAACCAUGCCUUUGACAGUGGGAAGGCAGAAAACAUGGUUUUUCAGAGAAACAUGUGCCCUCGGUAUGAGGAUAUGAUUUUUCUUAUAAAUCCUGAGGCAUCUUACCAUAAAUGUCAAGCAUUUCAGGCCCAAAACAUGCCUCAAAAUAGUGCAGUAAAUGUGACUAACACGGAUUAUUCAGCAAACAAUGUUGAUCAGGGAAUUGGUGGAUUUGAGGAAGAUUCAAAACCUGGCGUUCAUUCCAAAAUUCCUCAGGAUACAUUUCAAGAGAUGCAAGAAGAAGCAGAUCCUCUUCUUGAUGUUGUUUUUGUGCAUGGAUUACGUGGAGGGCCUUUCAAUACAUGGCGUCUGUCAGACAAUAAAGCUUCUACUACAAGUAAAUCUGGCCUUGUUGAGAAGAUAGAUGAGGAUUCUGGAAGAGAAGGAACUUGUUGGCCUAGGGAAUGGCUUGCAGCUGAUCUUCCUCGAACUCGCUUGCUUACUGUCAAAUACAAGACAAAUCUAUCUCAGUGGUCGGGAGCUACGUUACCGCUUGAGGAAGUGAGCCUAAUGUUGCUGAAGAAAUUGGUUGCAGCUGGUAUUGGAGAACGGCCUGUCGUAUUUGUCACUCACAGCAUGGGAGGCUUAGUUGUUAAACAGAUGCUAUUUCAAGCGGGAAAGCAGAAUCUUACAAAGCUUGUUAACAACACCUCUGGAAUUGUAUUUUACAGCUGUCCACAUUUUGGUAGUAAGCUUGCAGAUAUGCCAUGGCGGAUGGGCCUUGUUCUUCGCCCAGCUCCUUCGAUAGUAGAGUUAAGGAGUGGAUCUCCAAGAUUAGAAGAGCUUAACCGCUUUGUCCGCCAGCUUCAUAACAAAAGUGGUCUUCAAGUUCUGAGUUUUAGUGAGACUAAAGUAACUCCUCUAGUCGAGGGAUAUGGAGGAUGGGCCUUUCGUAUGGAAGUUGUACCAAUUGAAUCUGCAUAUCCUGGAUUUGGUGAACUUGUGGUGCUAGACGGAACAGAUCAUGUUAACUCAUGCAAGCCCAUUAGUCGUACAGAUUCAGCAUAUACUGAAACACUUCAUUUUUUGCAAAAAAUACAGAAAGAUCUCUAGCUCUACUCAAUAUGUCACACUCUAAAGCAGUGGACAUUUGCUAUAAGUGUCAUUUGUGAAUCUUUUCAAAAUAUAUACCGUGUUUGUUCAGAUUGAAGCCACAUUUUUUUGGGCCACCUGAGUAUUUGUAUAGGCAAUUGUUGCAAUGGGAAACAGUGUAACAUUCCAUAUAUGAUGUCUGACAAAUUCGUUAUCAACCAAACUAAAAAUACAGAUAUUUGACCAUCUAUUCUAUGAUCUUUUUUUGUUCCUGUCGGCAGGCAGGUAUACCAUAUGGCUCUCAUGUAUUUCAAUUACUUAACUUAUUUUGCACAAUCAAAAUAAAGAAUUAAUUCUACUCCA
Messenger RNA from Cryptomeria japonica (Japanese cedar), 4242 nucleotides. RefSeq lists its product as uncharacterized. Bases 166 to 3900 code for a protein of 1244 amino acids. The transcript is spliced from 10 exons. NCBI's taxonomy places the organism in Eukaryota, Viridiplantae, Streptophyta, Pinopsida, Cupressales, Cupressaceae. The record is from RefSeq and is a predicted model, not a curated record.